This is a messenger RNA of Penicillium lagena, 3633 nucleotides long. RefSeq names its product C6 transcription factor. Gene Ontology annotation, biological process: DNA-templated transcription; regulation of DNA-templated transcription. Gene Ontology annotation, cellular component: nucleus. NCBI's taxonomy places the organism in Eukaryota, Fungi, Ascomycota, Eurotiomycetes, Eurotiales, Aspergillaceae. Bases 1 to 3633 code for a protein of 1210 amino acids. Gene Ontology annotation, molecular function: DNA-binding transcription factor activity, RNA polymerase II-specific; transcription cis-regulatory region binding; zinc ion binding. The transcript is spliced from 9 exons. The record is from RefSeq and is a predicted model, not a curated record.
AUGUGGAAGGGUGGUUACAUCGUUCGCCCUCCCGAGUCUCUUUCCUCUUCUACCAACCUUCCUGCAACUUCACCCACAGCAACGCCUUCUCGUUCACCGCAGAUCUUUGAUCCUAUUGGAGAAGAUUUCACCUCAUUCCUUUCCACUGUCAAUCCUGCUCUCGGAGGUGGUGAAGAAGUUCGUCUCUGCAAUCCUUGUGUCCCAGAUCCAAACCCAAAUCCUCCUCAACCCUACAGCACCGUCCGUCCAUACGGCCAUAGAUCUACCCAGUCUCUCUCAUCUACCGACAUGGGAAAUGUAUUCUCCAGAUCACAGCGUGAGCAAGGUGAUCCUCGUCAGUCUCGACGCACUGUUGGCGACCAUGAACGACCACACCAUCUACGGGACUGGAGCUGGCGUAUGAGUGAUCAUGUCAGAGAGGCAGUUCACCAUACGUAUCCCGACAUCCUUGUUCAGGGACGCGAGAUGCGACGUGCACGCCGCGUCAGCCAAGCUACUGCUGCCGCCGAAGCCCAGCUGAAUCUGGAACUAACCACUCACGACGACGGCCAAGGCUCUCUCGUUACGACAUUGGCGCCUCGCGCCCCGCGCCAGUCUGCUGUUUCUGAGCGCGAUCUCUGCCCUGUGUGCGGUCAGCGAUUCCUAUCGCUCACCGAAGAUAACUCUAUGGAAGUCCGUGAAGCCCACAUCCGCGAGUGCAUCGACAACCACGCGAUCCGCUCCUCCCAUCGCGAAUCCCCGACCUCAAGGCAGGCUCCUUCCGUGCCUCCGCCCCUUCCGUCGUUCGUCCGUAUGGUCAGGUUUACGGCGACAGAGAAGGAUUGCCUCGACGACGACGGCAAGGUGGCGGAGUGCAUGAUUUGCAUGGAGGAGUACAAGGUGGAAGACGUGCUGGCCCGCCUUGAAUGCCUGUGCAAGUUCCACCUUGACUGCCUUGAGAAUUGGUUCCAGAAGAAGUCCGAAUGUCCCUUAUCCGAUCGGAGUAAGGCUCUCCCAAUCCUCCGCGUCGGUCAAUCGGUGCUUGUGUCCACCGUCCUCCGUCCUCCGCUCGUGUGGUGCACAAUCAAUCCCCCGGCCCUCCGCCAUCCCGGCAAGCAGAUUUGUAUCGUUAUCCGCCUCCUUGCCCCUGGAAUCGGUGCCUGCCGACUUGGCGCGGAUGGCGGCCGAUCCUCUUCCCGGGUUGCCGAGAAUACCUACCCAGACCCUCCGGCACAUCGAUCUUUAGACUCGGGUCGGUCUCAAGAAGACACACAAGCAGGACAGACGGCCGACUCGGGUGACCCUCAUGAUCCUCUGGCCGAUCUGAAGCGCCCACGUGCCUGCGAGCCAUGUCGCCAGUUGAAAGUUCGGUGCGAUCCAGACCCAAAUCAUCCAGAUGGAUCUUGUAAGAGAUGCGCCAAAGCUCGUCGCACUUGUAUUGUCACAGCGCCAACUCGGAAGCGCCAGAAGAAGACCGACAGCCGCGUCACGGAGCUGGAGCGGAAGAUCGAUGCAUUGACAGCCAGCCUGCAGAUGUCACACAGUGGUGGGAUACUACCACAGGGACAGCCUUCGCAGCAGCCCCAGUCCCUGCAUAUGCAACAACACCAGAAUGAGCUACAAUCCAGUCGCCGCUGGGACCCCAGUCUGGCUGGCAAUAAACGGCAGCAUGAUGGUGACCUAAAAGAAAUCUCCAGUGGAAGUGGGUAUUUGGCUCCCCAGAAUCCUAGUCCCGGCCAUUCGUCAGCGGAGAAGAACUAUGAGCGCUCUCCGUCAAGACACUGGCGCGGACCUUAUAGCGGCGAUAUAUUCCCACCGAAGGCUGAAGCUGCCAAUGAGUAUGUUGACUGCAUCGAUCGAGGCUUGGUCACUGUCCAACUCGCCGAGGCGGCCUUUGAUCUGUACGUCGAAAAAAUGGCUCCUCAAUACCCGAUGGUUGUCUUCCCAACCCACACGACCAUGAGUGAUAUUCGCCGGAGCAAGCCAGCUUUGUUUCUUGCAAUCACUGCAGUUGCCAUUGGACCUCUGAGCCCUGAUCUACAGAUUCCUCUCUUUACAGAAUUUUACCGCAUGAUCGCGGAGCGCGUCGUGGUCAAGGGCGAGAAAGCUCUCGAGCUGUGUCAGGGCCUCCUGGUCUGUUGUAUCUGGUACUUGCCACCAGAUAACUUUGAAGAACUCAAGUUCUACCAACUGAUUAACAUGGCUUCAACCCUGGCAAUGGAUCUGGGGAUGAACCGCCGCAGCCUGACAAACAAAAAAGGAUUCACUUUUCUCCGUGAGCUGAUGGGCAAGAAGACGAAUCCAUCGUUUGACCCAGAUGGCCCAGAAGCGAGACGGACCUGGGUUGCAUGCUAUUUUUUCCGUACAUGGAUGAAUGUGUUGAGAUCUUGGAAACUCAUCCCGACGCUCUCCCCCUCUGACAAAGAUUUGCUCUCAUGGGCGAAGCUCGCAUACAUUAUGGAGGAGGCUUCAUUGUCGGUGCCAUCAGAGGAGCCUAUUUCCAUUAUGUCGUUCUCGGAAAGUAAACUCAGGUAUACGAUGAAGGGGCUUGCAAAUAAACUGAAUCAGUGGAAGAGAGAGACUCCCGAGGAAAAGACCAGCGUACUGAUGUCCAAUACCGAACACAUAAUCAACCUUUAUCUUCAUGAGAUCGCCUUGAAUGUCGACUGUAACAACUCUACAGAGCUUGACGACCCGUCUAGUCCAGCAGCCAUGGCUUUCGUCGACGCAUUAACCACCUGCAUCCACUCCAUCCAUAAAAGUCUGGACACCAUCAUCUCAAUCGACAUUGAUCAGUUCAUCCUCCUUCCUACAACCUCCCUAGCUCGGACAUCAUACGCAAUUGUUAGCAUGAUCAAGCUUUACUCACUUCUCACAUCCCCGGACAACCGGCUUGGGCAGGUUGUCGAUGUGAAGAGCCUGAAUAUGGAGUACUAUCUUGACCGUGUCUUGGCCCAUUACCGCGCCGGUGCGGCUCGCGAUGGUGGGCGUGCAGCAGCCAAGUUUGCGAAUAUCCUGGGAAUGUUACGGAACUGGUUCGUCAAGAAGAAGGACCAAGGGCCAGGUCUCAGGGAGGAGUUGGCUCGUGCAGAAGGUGUCGGUGAAAAACAACCGGAACGAACGCGUCUCCAUCUUCUCAGCGAAGUGGCCGCGGGUGAUCCAGUUCACCGGAGUUCUUCUGGCAGCUUCAGUCAUUCUCCUCUGAUGGUGUCAACACAGAAUCGCCAAUCUUCCGCAUCCACAGCCACAGGCUAUCCAGGUCCAUCAACACCUGGCCAAUCCAGUCUCGGCACCUCCGCCACAUCUCCGGGCUCGUUGCAGCGCAUGACAGCGUCAACAACUGCGUCCGACACAUCAGCAGGAUGGCCGUCUUUCCACAGCCCCCGAGAUCCCACUAUGGCGAACAGGGGACUUUACGCUCCUUUCUCCUCAUCGGCAGUUCCCUCGAACUCAUACGCAACACAACAGGGGUACGGUGAGAUGUCUUCCCUUGGGAUGAACCCGGGGCAGUCAGGGCAGUCUAUGGGGAUGCUGCCCGAACUCGGGAUGGAGACGAGCUUUGAUCCGAGUAACUUUUGGGCGCUUGGAAAUUUGAUGGAUGAAGGGUUAUUCACUUUCCCAUUGUCAUUUGAUCCGACUCUAGAGUUUUAUUGA